This is a messenger RNA of Pomacea canaliculata, 1047 nucleotides long. RefSeq lists its product as uncharacterized. The transcript is spliced from 4 exons. Lineage: Eukaryota; Metazoa; Mollusca; Gastropoda; Architaenioglossa; Ampullariidae. The record is from RefSeq and is a predicted model, not a curated record. Bases 133 to 771 code for a protein of 212 amino acids.
ACGUAGGAGUAAUUUCUCAGAAGCAGACCUAUUUACGUUCAGCCAUGUAUCACGUGACUUUCUUUACCGAAACAUCUCGACUCUGUUCACUGCACUGCACUAAGGGCUCCCAGCUAAACAGGAGAAAGAAAUAUGUAUAUUGAACUGGAACUAAUGACUUUAUUCGUCUGUCUAUCACUUGAAGCUGACACAUUAGGAAUGGAGCUACAAUGUCCUGCUUUGUUUCAAGAUGGGGAAAAUAUUAUUACUUGCAAAAUUAACAAGACAGCAGAGUGUUUAUCUCUGAACGGAACAGUGACAUUUGAGCUGAGUUUGAACUCUGAGAAAAGAGUCGCAUGCCACUCACCCUAUGACCCAGGAGUACAGUGCAUCCCACGCCAACAACACAGUCCUGGAAGCUGCUGGUGUGAAGAAUCAUCAGGAGACAUCGUCACCUACAAGUUCUCCUACAUGGCGAGCACCACUCACGAUAGGGGCAGACAACUUGAGUGCAGUUUUCGUGUUUGUCCGCAGAAGCCUCCAGAUGUUAACAUUAGCGAAGGAUGCACUAACAUUAGAUUCAAUAGUCUUAAGGAAUCACUACCCAGAAGUGUUAUACUGAGGAUAGGUGAGACAACUGAGGUCGUACUGACGGCGGUGAUUAUCGUUAUUGUUGUCACUCUCCUGAUUGUCAUGUUGUCAAAACAGUUUAGUCUAUGUUUUUUCAAUAGGAAACGGCAUGGAGAUUCUAACCCUCUACUUCCAACAUAUCAAGACAAAGACUGCUCAUGAAGUUUUAAAGAAAUGAAUGAGACGAAAAAUGUUACAACAGAUAUUAAUAUUUAAACCAUCCACUUGCUGUGUUGACCACUGCAAAAACAGUUGUGUGGUUUACUUUCGUAGAAAAUGUUUUGAUCUCACUCAGAUACAAUGCCUUGGUAUCAGAUUCUGGAUUUAGUAGUUCACUCCACCAGUGUGAAUGUAUUAUGUGGAGAGAACCUCCUGUGUAGCCACUUUGUUACAAUUAAGCUACCCAUCCAAAUAAAAAUGGGUUGCCUGUGUGCAAAA